Messenger RNA from Fulvia fulva, 675 nucleotides. Its product is annotated as Sedoheptulose 1,7-bisphosphatase. The transcript is spliced from 2 exons. Lineage: Eukaryota; Fungi; Ascomycota; Dothideomycetes; Mycosphaerellales; Mycosphaerellaceae. Gene Ontology annotation, molecular function: sedoheptulose-bisphosphatase activity. The record is from RefSeq and is a predicted model, not a curated record. Bases 1 to 675 code for a protein of 224 amino acids. Gene Ontology annotation, biological process: ribose phosphate biosynthetic process.
AUGCCCGACAAAGACGCCUCCACGCCCCGCGUCUUCCUCCUCCGUCACGGCGAGACAGAGUGGAGCAAGAGUGGCCAAUUCACCGGAACUUCCGACAUACCACUAACAGGCCAUGGCGAAGACCAAGUCAAAGCAACGGGGAAUAUGGUGUAUGGCCCCGAGAAACUGAUUGAUCCGAAGAAGGUCGCGAAAGCCUGGGUCUCGCCAAGAACGAGAGCGAUCAAGACCUACGAGCUUUUGACUGGAAGCAAAGAAGGCUAUGAGGUGUCGGAGAGUCUGGCGGAAUGGGGCUAUGGUCAGUACGAAGGGUUGAAGACUCAGCAGAUUCGGGAUCUGAGGAAGUCGCAUGGGCUGGAUCAGGAGCGGCCUUGGGAUAUUUGGACGGAUGGAUGUGAGGAUGGGGAAACACCUGGGCAAGUCACAGCCAGAGUCGACGCUCUAAUAGCCCAAAUCCGAGAGCUGCAAGCACCGCACAUGAAAGAUGACGAGCCAAAGGACGUGAUCAUCAUCGCACACGGCCACCUCACUCGAGCUUUCACUAAGCGAUGGUUGGGAUACGAUAUGUCGUUUCCCUUGAGUCUGAUGAUGGAGCCGGGAGGUGUGGGUGUGCUUUCUUACCAGCAUCACUCAAUCGAAGAGCCGGCUUUACUUCUAGGCAUAGGAUUUCCUUUGUAG